Molecule: messenger RNA, 4034 nt
Organism: Rhea pennata
Lineage: Eukaryota; Metazoa; Chordata; Aves; Rheiformes; Rheidae
Gene: CIITA
Product: class II major histocompatibility complex transactivator
Exons: 19
Coding region: 1-3492 (1163 amino acids)
Biological process (GO): positive regulation of MHC class II biosynthetic process; positive regulation of MHC class I biosynthetic process; positive regulation of transcription by RNA polymerase II
Molecular function (GO): protein binding; ATP binding
Source: RefSeq, a predicted model, not a curated record
AUGAAUCUUUUUAAGGAGAUCCUGCCUAGAGUAAGGAAUAUGCUCUCAAGUGCUACAGAUUCUGAUGAUCAUACAUUGCUUAACCUCAUGCUGAAAGAAGAUGUGAUGUCCAAGGAGUACCAUCAAACCUUGCUCCAUGAAAAAGACAGAGAGGACCUUGCAAGGAAGAUAUCUCUGACAUUUGUGGAAAAAUGGGAUCUAUACUUGAAUGCUUUUAUUCCCCUCUGUUUAAAACUAUAUGGCAGUAAGCCUCAAAACAUCACAGAUAAUGAGCCAACAGGAAGCAAGUACAUUUCUGACAGCAAGAGACAAAUCAUGGAUUCAGCAUUUGUGCCUGAAAAUGGCUAUCUUGAUUUGCUGCACAGUGAUAUUGAUCCAUUGCAUCUGUAUACUCUCUUUGACCAUACAUCAUCUGAAAAUGAAGAAAGUGACUUCUCUGCAGAUCCUGAAAUUGAUACCAGCAGUUACGAUCAGUUCAAUAACAUGGAUUUCCUUUGUACAAUGGAAAAUGAUGAAAAUGGGGAUGAAUUGUAUCUCUAUUCCAACACAAGAGAAGCUUAUGCUAGAAUAGCUGAAUUAGCAGAAUAUGUGCUCAAAGAUCAGCAGGAGAAGCAGGUGGAAGACACUUUUGCAGGGAACCUUAUUUUGGAUGAAAUGGCUAAUGAAAACACUGAGAAAUUUACUGAUGUGAAAAUGCAGAAAUGUCACAAACGAACCUUCUUAGGGUCUUCAGAGAGUUGCUCUGAUGUUUCAGAACCCAAAUACAAGAAAAUUGGGUCUUCAACAUGUUUGAUUCCGGAGUAUCUGCCUGUCACUGCAAAAGGGAGCCAAGAGAAUACAGAUUUUGCAGCUCCUCCUCAGCAGAUAAUUAAUUUUCUUAUUGAAAAUGGCACAUCAAAUGUUAUAAUAUAUCCAGUGCUGACUCCUUCCACUGAAACAUUGAUUCCCUCAAGUUUUCCAGUUAGUUUAUGUGGCUUAGAAGUGUUCAAAGAAUUGCAGGUUCCUAUAGUUUCUUCUGAAGAACCUUUCAAGAGACCAAGGCCAGUGGAAGCUUUUUGUACAUUACUUAUGGAUUAUUUCCGAGACAUGUGCAAAUUUGUGACCAUGGAGCGUGAAGUAGCUCUUGACCAUCUGUUUGUUGAUGGAACUCUUGUUCAAGGCCAAAUUGAAACCAAGAGUGGGAAGAAUACUGUGAAAGUAAUGGAAAAGACGCUGAUGACUUGUAAUCUGCAAGGGAAGGAAAAGGCAGCCCUUGAAAGAAGCCAAAUAUUUCAAAUCUCAGGAGGUAAAGAAUUAGAGACUAAAGUGAUUGUGGUGUUAGGAAAAGCAGGAAUGGGAAAAAGCAUUCUUGUUCAGAAGAUCUGCCAGGACUGGUCCAAUGGAGAGUUUUCUCUGUUUGAAUUUGUCUUUUGGUUUGAGUGCAAACAGAUAAGCAUGCCUGAGAAGCGAUACAGCUUGAAGGAUCUACUUCUUGAGUUUUUUGUAAAACCGCAAGAGGGAAGCAAUGAGGUCUUUGAAUACAUACUACAAAAUCCUGCUAAAGUCCUUCUGGUUUUUGAUGGCUUUGAAGGGCUGCAUGAUAAUGAGAAUUUUCCUCGUUUCUCAGACAGCAAGCCUGACAAAGAAGUGUACAGUAUAAAGGAGCUACUUUCAGGCCUCAUCCAAAAAAAGAUACUGAAUGGUUGUACGUUACUGAUUACAGCAAGACCUAAAGACAAGGUGAGCCAGUAUGUGUCCAAAGUGGAUAAAACUGUUGAAAUAGUAGGAUUCUCCCCUCAGCAGAGAGAAUUAUUCAUAACCAAGUAUUUUGAAGGAUUACCCUACUGUGAUAAAGCACUGAAAUUAAUCAAAGAUUGUCAGUACCUGUUCAGUCAUUGUUACAGCCCUGUUAUGUGUAGAUUUGUUUGUUUUCUCUGUGAGACAGUACUUGAAAUGGGAGACAAAGACCUUCCUUCAACUCUUACUACACUCUUCCUGAAAUUUAUUCGGCAAAAGCUAACAUCUAUGCAACGAGAUGUUACCCCCAUGCAAAAUCAAGAGAAUCUUGCUAUGCUAGCCCGUAUAGCCUGGUAUCUUGGAGAAAAGCACCAAAGUGCCAUGAAAAGUUACCUUCUUCCUUCUAAGGAAGUUAAAGAAUUUGCUCGGAAAUGUGGAUUCAUCCUGCCUUUUGCAUUCCCCAAACAUUCAGAUACUGGAGAAGAAGAAUUCGGGAGCCCAUUCUCCACUUUUGCCAUUCAGAAUUUCUUAGGUGCACUUCACCUUAUCUUAGCAGAGGAGAUCAAGGAUAAAAGCCUAACAAAGUACCUGUCUUUUCCAUCCAAGAAGAAAAAGCCUUUUAACUGGUUAGACUUAGUGCCUCGAUUUUUGACUGGAUUGUUGUUCCUCCAGGAUGACCCCGACUUCUGCUUUUUUUCAAACAAGGAUGUAAAACAAUCAACCAAAAAGCAGAAAACUCUCUUGAAAUACAUUAGAAGGCUGCAGAUAAAUGACUUAUGUCCGGAGAGGUUACUGGAGCUUUUCCAUUGUAUUUUUGAAACACAAAACAACUAUCUUUUGCAACAUGUAGCCCUAAGACUCAAGCCAGAGCUGUCUUUUCUGGGUGUUGCUCUUACACCACCUGAUGUCUAUGUGCUGUACUCUGUUUUAAAACUGUCAAGAAAAGAAUUUUCCUUGGAUUUGCAGAACAGCAGCAUUGAUAUGCAAGGGCUAAAAGACUUGGUUGGCUUAAAGAAUGUGGCAUCAUUCAGGGCUUCCCUCAGAGAUACAGUCAGGCUGUGGAAGUCUUUAGAACAGACAAAAGAAUAUGAACUGCUAAGAAUGUCAACAGAGAAAUUUGUUCUUGAUCCCUUUAAGGCAAAGACGAUGAAGGACAUCAGUGACCUUUCUGAGCUUGUACAGAUGCAGAAGAUGAUGAUCAGCUGUGUGCAAGAUGUAUCUGAUUGGAAUAGCUAUGAAAUUCCUGCCAUCAAAAACCUCAGAAAAAUAGAAUUUGCGCUGGGUCAAGUAUGUGGCCUUCAGGGAUUCCUAAAACUUGUGGAAAUUCUUGCAGCAUUUCCAUCACUUCAGCAUUUAGACCUUGAAGCUCUGAAUGAGAAUGACAUAGGAGAUGAAGGAGCAAAGAGUCUAUCUGAAGUCUUUCCAAAGCUGACAUCGCUGGAAACAUUAAACUUAUCACAGAACAAGAUAACAGAUGUAGGUGCAGAGAAGCUAGCUAAAGCUCUGCCUUCCUUGUCUUCAUUGAAGAUUCUUAGUUUGUACAAUAAUAGCAUUUGUGAUUUUGGAGCAGAAAAUCUUGCAAAAAUUCUUCCUGCAAUGUCAUCUUUAAGAGUGUUAGAUGUUCAGUAUAACAAAAUAACUGACGUUGGAGCCCAAAAGCUGACUGACAGCCUAAGAAAAUGUCCCCAUAUUAAGAAUUUGCUGAUAUGGAAUCCUACCAUUCCCUAUGGAGUUCUUGAACACCUUCAUCAGUUGGAUUCUAGAAUUUGUUUGUAGAUUCAUUUGAUCCUAUAAAGGUACCAUAAAGGAAAGUGGAAGGUCUCCUCUGUAUCUCUCCAUCUUCUUUGCUGCUUUAUGCAUCAGGAAAAAAAGUGCUGAUUUUCAUGACAGUGGCAAAAUGAAAAAAGUCACAUUUGAGCUCCCGGGUGAUUCUUGAAGCAAGUGAAUAACAGAAUUCAAAUGUAUAAAAGGUCUUUUAAUAUGCUAUUCAAAGACUGUGUAGUGUAUCCAUUGAAGUGAUGAUGUAACGUCAAGUUUCAAAGAUGAAAAGAACAUCUGGAUAUUGCAAUUACCAUUAAAUGUGAAGAGGAGUCACCAGCAUAUUGGUAAUAUAAAACUGCUUCCUUGAUUCACCAAAGUGUAGGACUGCAAGCUGCUGGACCCGCCACAUCCGAAGUAGUAAUAGGUAAAACCUGUUUGUUUCAUGGUGCCAGUGGUAGGAAGAUAUUUUCUUUCAAGUAAGUCUCUUGUUAUUCGUUCCUUUAAAAAGAAUGGGAAAAGGAGUUGAAGAGAAGAAAUAAAUCAAAAAUAGAAAACUA